CACACGCAAAUAUAUAUAUCAUUAUACAGUCGCGAACUUUCAGAAGGUUUUGUUUUCUUCGUUUUCGGAGUUGAUAUUGCAAAAUUUCCGAGGAAGGAUCUUUAGGGUUUUGGGGUUCCGGAGAGGCUCUGCAGAGAUUUUUGACAUGGAUUCGGCGGUAACUCAAACCUCAGUUUUAGCGGUCGCAGAUUGUCUGGUAUUGCCUGUUAGCUCUGUUCUAAGCAUAUUGAAAGAGCUGGGGAAUGAUGGGCUCGACCAAUGUGAUCCUCUGAUAAUCACUCAAGCUUCCACUCUAAGUCAGUUUCCUUUGGAUUCUUCAUCCGUGGACAUUGUUUUAUCAAUCUCAAAAUCAUCUGCAUUUCCUAAUGAUCAAUUGUAUGGUGAGAUCUCUAGAAUUCUUAAACCUGGCAGCACGGUUAUUGUAUGCAAGAACUUGGAUGCUCAAGUUGGGGAAACGGAACAGGCUCUUCAACGAAGCAUGCUUUUGGCUGGUUUUCUGGAACCACAAUCUCUUGACUUAAAAUCAGUUUCCUUGUCUAAGUUCAACUUAUCUUUCGGCAUCAAGGCGAAAAAACCAUCUUGGAAGGUCGGUACGUCAUUUGCUCUAAAGAAGCCCGUGAAAAAUCUCUUGAAGGUUAGUCUAGAUGAUGACUCAGAUCUUAUAGAUGAAGAUUCUCUUCUGACAGAGGAUGACCUGAAGAAACCCCAACUCCCUCCCGUUGGUGACUGCGAAGUGGGAAGCAAUAGAAAAGCUUGCAAGAACUGCACAUGUGGUAGGGCUGAGAUGGAGGAGAAAGCAGAGAAGCUGGAGCUCACUGAAGAUCAGAUAGAGAAUCCUCAAUCAGCAUGUGGCAGCUGUGGGCUCGGGGAUGCUUUCCGUUGCAGCACAUGCCCUUACAAGGGUCUCCCUCCCUUCAAACUAGGGGAGAAGGUCUCUCUGCCUCAAAACUUCCUGGCAGCCGACAUUUAAGGUUUCGGCAUUCUCCUUUCCAUCUAGAGGUUUAAACGCGAGUUCCGGUUCGUGUCUCUCUAGUAGAGUUGCUAUCAAAUGUUAAACCUAAUGUUAGUGUUCUACAGAGACAGUUGCCGAGGAUCAUUUGGUAACAAUAACAACGCAUUGUGUUAUUUUUUGUGUUAACUUUUGUGUCCGUUGAUAAUAUUAUGCAUAGUGGCAUUGGACUUUA
This is a messenger RNA of Tarenaya hassleriana, 1184 nucleotides long. Its product is annotated as anamorsin homolog. Gene Ontology annotation, molecular function: iron-sulfur cluster binding. Gene Ontology annotation, cellular component: cytoplasm. Lineage: Eukaryota; Viridiplantae; Streptophyta; Magnoliopsida; Brassicales; Cleomaceae. The transcript has 8 exons. The record is from RefSeq and is a predicted model, not a curated record. Gene Ontology annotation, biological process: iron-sulfur cluster assembly. The coding region runs from base 146 to 970 and encodes 274 amino acids.